Molecule: messenger RNA, 1342 nt
Organism: Helianthus annuus (common sunflower)
Lineage: Eukaryota; Viridiplantae; Streptophyta; Magnoliopsida; Asterales; Asteraceae
Product: E3 ubiquitin-protein ligase AIRP2
Exons: 6
Coding region: 418-1137 (239 amino acids)
Biological process (GO): protein ubiquitination
Molecular function (GO): ubiquitin protein ligase activity
Source: RefSeq, a predicted model, not a curated record
CAAUUGAAAAAAGCAACUCCCAUUACAAAAUUACCCAAAAAAGGUUCUUCGAUUCUAUCUAUAAAAAAUCGGCACUUUCAGUAACCCACUUCAUCACAUAAAAAAAGGAUUAUAUUCUAAAGUUGAGUUGAGUGUUUUCAUCAAUUUUGAGUGAAACUUUUUGUGGGUAUUUGAUGAUAGUAGCUGAAUCAUGGUAAUUGGGAAGAAUUUUAAGGAUUCACUUAAGUCUCUUGAAGCUGAUAUUCAACAUGUUAAUACUCUGCUUGACAAGUGAAACUCGGUCUCAGGCUCGAACUCAUUUAAGCUCGGCUUGAUUCGAGCUUUAAGCGACUAGCGAGGAGAUCUCGAGUAGUCAUGAGCGGCCCCCUUUACCAAAAAAAGUAAAAGUUAUAGACAGCAGCAUUCUGGUUCUUGAUUAUGUCUGCAUAUAAAAUGAUUAGACAUAGUGAUGUCUUGAUUAAAUCUUGUUCUGGGGCUUUAAGUUCGGCUCGGGACAAAGAUGGAGCUUGCCUUCAAAUGCGACUGUCGUUCAGUCCAGCUGUAGAUUUGUUUUCCUUCCUCUUUCCCUGGAUGGAUUGUAAAAUCGCCGGAGCCCUCGGGUUGCUUCGGGUUUUCAUUUAUAUGACAUUUGCUGAUGGGAAAACUACAAUGUGUAUUCAAGAAAGGAAAGCAAGCCUCAAACAAUUUUAUGAUGUUCUGUUUCCUUCGAUAUUGCAACUCCAAGGUGGGAUAACCGAUUUGGAAGAAAGGAAACAGAAAGAAAUAUGCUCAAAGAGGUAUUCGAGUAAGGAUUGCUUUGAUAAAGGAAAGCUCUCAAAUUUUGACGUUGAAAGAGAAACCGAAUGUGGGAUUUGCUUGGAAACAAAUAGCAAAGUGGUGUUACCGAACUGCAGCCAUUCGUUAUGCUUGAGGUGCUUUCAGGAUUGGCAUGAGAGAUCCCGAUCAUGCCCGUUUUGUAGGGACAGUCUAAAGGAAGUAAAAGUAAGUGACCUUUGGGUUUGCGUCGAGGCUGGGGAAACGGUCGAUAUGUGUGAGAUAUCUAAGGAAAACAAGAAGAGGCUGUUUAUGUACAUAGAGAAGUUGCCACUGAUGAUGCCACCUGGCCUAUCUGAUCCAGGUGAUUCUCAUCUAAGAUAAAAAGAGGCUAUAAAUUAAGAAAGUUUAUAUAAGAUUAGUUUAAGGUGUAGAUAAUCUUACAAAUUGGAUGUUCUUCUAGAGGUGUAAAUCCUGGUUUGGUUCCCCUUUUUUUUUCUGAACUAUAUAGGAUUCUUACUAUUGUUCUCCUUGAUCAUUUGUAAAUGCAUAAAGAUUAAGUUGCGACGGCGUAUAUUUUAUGUGAUCA